Heterocephalus glaber (naked mole-rat) is the source of this 3487-nucleotide messenger RNA. The record is from RefSeq and is a predicted model, not a curated record. Lineage: Eukaryota; Metazoa; Chordata; Mammalia; Rodentia; Bathyergidae.
GGUCAGGGAUGGAGGGAAUGGGAGCCCGGCGCCGGGGGAAAUCCCAGAAAUGGGAGGAAGGUGUUCUAGGAGGGGUCUCCGAAGGGAAGAGAGGUGGGAAAUGUGUGUGCGGGUGGAGAGGGGGCUUUGCAUACAAUUUGGAAGGAAUCCAGGUGAAAUAUGGGGAGAAUGGAAUACAGGCGGAAAGUGGGGUGCGGAGUAGAACCUUGAGCAAAUAAAUUGCGGGUAGAAUUCGGGCAGAAUAAUGGGGAUUUCAGGUAGAAUAUGCAGGGAACCCUAGAAGAAUAUGGGGGUGCUAGUGUAGGGAGAAGCACCCCACCCCCAGCCUGGGAGAGCAGGAUGGAAAUAGGGAGCGUUGUGGGGAGAAGGGGCUGGUUUCUGGGGAGCGCAGCUCGGGGGAGCUGAGCUGCAAUGGUGCAGGGAGGGGUUUCUGCAGGAGGCGGGACUGGAAUCCUGUGGCCGUCUAGGCAGCGAGGGACGGAGGGCUGGGGUCCGGGAGGCGGGUGGAGCUGGCCGGAGUGCGGGAUUCAUUCGUCAGCCGUCCUGCAGCACUUAUGAAGGAAGUGUGUGUGUGUGUGUGUGUGUGUGUGUGUGCGUGUGCGCGCGCGCGCGUGCGCGUGUGUGUGCGUGUGAAGGGGCGAGUUGAAUUCAGGCAGAUAACUCCGAGGCCGAAGGUCAGACUGAGGUGCUGGGUGAGAGCUAAGGACGUCAGUAGAAGUGGCAAUGGGCUGCUGCUGUCGCGGGUAGGGGGCUUGUGCGGUGGCGGGGAAGAGGAGGGUAGGGCCAGGUGGGCGUUAGGGAUGGGCACCACGAGUGGGGGCGGCUAUGCUGCGCGGCUUCGCAGGUAUUCCGCGGUGCCGCCAACUCCUUAGUAACCUCCCGCGCCUUGGCAACCAGGACGGCGCGGCCGCUGAUUGGCUCGCAGAGUGUGAGGGGCAGAAACUGUGGGUGAAGUCUAGAACACUCGGUGGGGUGAGGCCAGCACUUCCAGGCACCGCCUUGGAGGCCAGGGUGGGAGAUAUUUGUUGAAAUGCGCAGCGAUUUGUUUGGAGCAUUACCUGGGAUUAUUAAUUUAAAUCUCUUAACCCCCAUAGAAUGAAAGCAUAAUUGCAAGAGUGUGAGUUUUCCAGGAGAGGGGGCUCCCCAGGUUUAGUGAGCCCUUCCAAAAAGCAGCAGAGAGGUUCCCUCCAAAUAAAGAUAAGACCUCAGAUCUGCAGGCAGAGAAUUGCCUGACACGACGUAUAGAGAUCAGGCGGUUGUCCUUGGGCUCCUGAGAAAGGAGAUCUGGGAUUGAGUGAAGUAAUUUGCAGAAGUUACAGGCCUGUUCAUUUGUCUGAGAAGAGUUCAGAACUUUCAUUUAAUUUACAAAGGCUAAAGGGCUCUGAAAAGGUUAAAGUCAUAGAGUUUCAGGCUCCUCAGAAUCCAUUUUCCAGUGUUAAGAGUCUGGGAAGAACUUCCUGUGGAAAGUGUAGGACUAGAGGUAAGGGGGAGGAGACUGGGCAUGGGGGGGGGGUCGUCCCAUGGGCUGGGACAGUGGCUCUGUCCUGGGAACGGCUGUGGGACCCAAGACAAAAGCUCUUUUCUUGCUGAGCCUGUUUUCCCAUCUUAUGCUGGAAAAACUGUAUAAGCGAGCCUGGCCAUGGACCAGCCACCUGGCCUGCAGGUGGACUACGUCUUCCGGGGUGUGGAGCACGCCGUGCGCGUGGCGGUGUCAGGGCAGCUGCUGGAGCUGGAGGUGGAGGACCGGAUGACAGCUGACCAGUGGCGGGGCGAGUUCGAUGCCAGCUUCAUUGAAGAUUUGACCCACAAGACAGGCAACUUCAAACAGUUCAACAUCUUCUGCAACAUGCUGGAGUCAGCCCUUACCCAGAGCAGCGAGUCAGUGACCCUUGACCUGCUGACCUACACAGACCUGGAGUCCCUGCGGAACCGCAAGCUGGGCGGCCGCCCGGGCACCAUGGCCCCCAGAUCAGCCCAGCUCAACUCCAAGCGCUACCUGAUCCUCAUCUAUUCUGUGGAGUUUGACAGGAUUCACUACCCGCUGCCCCUCCCAUACCAGGGCAAGCCAGACCCUGUGGUUCUGCAGGGCAUCAUCCGAUCGCUGAAGGAGGAGCUGAGUCGCCUUCGGGGCCUGGAUGCCCAGGAUGCACGGGACACACGAGACACUGAGAUCUGGCACCUGCGGGAGCAGGUGUCCCGCCUGGCGUCUGAGAAGCGCGAGCUGGAGGCGCAGCUGGGCCACUCACGGGAGGAGGCACUGGCCGGGCGGGCGGCUCGCCAGGAGGCCGAGCAGCUGCGCGGGCUGGUGCGCGGCCUGGAGCUGGAGCUGCGGCAGGAGCGCGGCCUCGGGCACCGGACGCCAGCCCGCCGGGGCCAGGACUGCCGCCGCCUGGCCAAGGAGGUGAGGGGCGGGGCGGCCGGCGGGACCGAGCUGGGCGAGGCCUCAGCCUGGGUGUGGACCCCUGCGCUCCUGUCUUCCUCCGCACAGCUGGAGGAGGUGAAGGCGUCGGAACGCAGCCUGCGAGCCCGGCUGAAGACCCUGAACAGCGAGCUGGCCUUGUACAAAAGGGGGAGGCGGACUCCGCCGGCGGCGCUGCCCGCGGCCCAGGAGGACCGGGCUUCGUCGUCGCGCGAGCGCUCCACGUCGCGGGGCCGCGGGGCCGCCCGCUCGUCCUCGCGCGAGAGCGGUCGCGGGGCCCGGGGUCGGGGCUGGCCCGCCCGCCCCUCGCCAUCGCCCUCAGGUGGGCGCGCGCCGCGCUUCGACCCCACGGCCUUCGUGAAAGCCAAGGAGAAGAAGCAGAGGGAGAUCAAGAUGAAGCAGCAGCAGCGGAACCGAUUGGGCAGUGGAGGAAGCGGGGACGGUCCGUCCAUCUCGUGGUCUCGCCAGGCCCGGCCCCCCACUGGCGUGACCGGCAGAGGGGACGCAGCUAACCGCUCGCGCCACCGCAGCUCCUCGGUGGACAGUUUUCGCAGCCGCUGCUCCUCGGCCAGCUCCUGCAGCGAGUUUGAGGAUUUCACCGAGUCGCUCUCCAGAGGCCUUCGCUGUCACCGCCGUGGAAAGCCACCCAGCUCCACACCUUGGAGUGGGUCUAACACAAAGUCCUCCCCCCGGGAAGGCUGCAGUCAGAGACGCCUGGCCAGUUCAGGGGGCUGGGUCCCCAUCAAAGAGUACAGCUCGGACCACCAGGCGGCUGACAUGGCCGAAAUAGACGCCCGCCUGAAGGCCUUGCAGGAAUAUAUGAACCGGCUGGACACGCGGUCAUGACGACAGAGAGGUGGCACUGCCUUUCCACCCCUACCCACCAGUGGGUAUGGCACAGCAGCAGGGCCAGGGCCAGGCUGGUCUACCAGCACAGCCAAAUCCUGCCCUUCCAGGUGCUCCUGGGGUCUCAGGUGUGUGAGGUCCUGACCCUGGCCUCUCCCUAGGCAGUGGAUACUGGGAGGAAGGGUAUGUACAUUUUGUAAAUAAACGUGUUCUUCCUUGGGA